AUAUUUGGAAUUGACUAUGGUUCUGCUAACAACAUAAUAACAGAAUGGUUGUUUCAACUCUUUUGUUUUCUAUUUCUGAAAGUGAAAACUACAUUUCCUGAGUAGCAUCUUGUAUCCAUAAAAACAUCCUACAAAACUGGUUCUGAUAUUGGAAUAAUAUAAUGCCAUAAGAAGUAAAGUUUCAAGGAAAUAUAGACCUAAGGAUUAUAUGUGAAAUCAUGGAGCAACUGGCAUACGUGAAAGCCAAAUACCAGUAUGAAUACCAAUCACAUUCGGGAGAACCCCGGAGGAUGCAGCCCGGGGAUCAAUUUAUCCUGAUAAAAAAAUCAAACGAAGACUGGUGGUAUGUCCAGCAGAAAGGGGAUCCCAAAGGGGUGUACUUGCCAGCAACAUAUUUAGAGGAAAUUGUAAAUAGUAACAGAGAAGGUAUUUCAAAUCCCAAGGAACGAAUGUCAUCUUUCGGAAAUAACAGAGCCUCCUUGCGAAGCCCAAUACAGGUUAACAGCUUUGAAAAUGUAAUUGAUUCUAUGUCAAAAAUGAAAACAGAGGAAGAACCUACCUAUAUGAACUAUAGACGAAGCAACUCAACAGAGGAUAAUGAGAAUUGCCAUACUGACAAUAAAAACCGAACUAUUUUUAACUCAAAGACAGUUUCCAUAUACGAUGAUGAAAUGUAUAGGACGAAUUCAUUUAUUCCAAGAUUUCCAGUAGACUCUAGUUCACAACCCAGUAAAUCUUUCUCAACUUUUCAUCCGAGUGGCACUUCACCUGCUAAAGUCCGUCCGGCAGCAUCACCUGAAUAUUCAGCUCCAGCAAUUGGAUUAUUGAAUGACCAAACACUGCCCCCAGGAUGGCAAAAGGGACAAGAUGACGCAGGUCUUCCGUACUACACGCAUGAAAACUCUACUGAAAGGUGGCGGAUGAAUAAAGAUGAAAAUGGACGAUCUUACUACUACAAUGAAAAUGGUCAUUCCUCCAAAUGGGAGCUUCCAGACCUUUCACAUGUGAAUCUGCCAUCUAGACGAUUGUCAGAAAACCUGGACGAUCUUGGACCGAGGCGUACUCGCAGCAAGCGGGCGUCUGGCGACCGUAGUUUAAAAGCGAAAUCUGUGUACGUGCAAAGAGAUUCACGGCGGAGUAAGACUCUUCCUGGUGGCAUCCCAGAAAAUGAAUUUGUUAGUAUUUCUGCUCCCUUUCCUGCAAAACUUCCAACAAGUUUUUCAGCGUAUGACAUCGACCGUAGGGUGGAGGAAGACUCACCACCAACACUAGCUGAUAAAACUGGCCAUCUGUACUGCUUAAGGUUGAAGGAUCACCGUAAAACCAGAAACAAAUGGUCCAAGGUGUACGUUGUACUCACACAUUCAUCGAUAGUUAUUUAUAAGGAUCAACAAAUGUUUGAGGGACGGGGUGGGAGCCUGGGUCGUCCAGAAAGCAGUAUUGAACUUAAUGAAGCAACAGUAAAAGUAGCAGAAAAGGACUUCAGACCUAAGGGUAAAAAUGCAUUUCAUCUAAUAUCUAACACGGGAGUAGAAAUGGUCUUACACUCGGAUAAAUCACAGGAAACUGAUGCAUGGUAUGAGACAAUUAUUGAGAAGAUUAGUAAACUGUCACCUCCCGGUCACAGGCCAGACAGAAAGGGCAAACAUAGUGUUUCUGAUGAGGACAACGACAUUCCAACUCUUAAUCCAAGAGCGUCUAGGAAACAAAAUACCGACAAGAAGAAAAUACGGAGUAAAUUGUUACCAUUUAUAGUAAGGAGACCGACAAAGAGGGAUUUAGAAAUCAAAGGAAUUCUUAAAGAGGAAAAUGUCUUUGGCAAGAGACUUGAUAAGUUAUGUGAGAAAGAAGGCACAGUUGUUCCUAAAUUUGUUGAAAUAUGCAUUGCAACGAUAGACAAGAAGGGACUCAGUGUUGAUGGUAUAUACCGUGUCAGUGCAAAUUUAUCAAUGGUACAAAAAUUGCGGUGCGAAGUUGAUCUAGAACGUGAAGUGAACUUGGACAAGCCUCCAUGGGAUGACAUCCAUGUGUUGACGGGAGCAUUGAAACUGUUUUUCCGUGAACUUCCGGAUCCACUAAUCCCCAGUAAUAUGUACCAAAGAUACAUGUCAGCUCUCAAAGCGCCUGACAGACAAGCAAAAAUAAAAAUGUUCCGAGAAUUGGUAAAAAGGUUGCCGUCUUGUAAUUAUUCAACUCUGAAGAUGCUGUUACAACACUUGCUCAGAGUUGCACAGAGGGCAGAAGAAAAUCGUAUGCAAGAACAUAAUCUGGCAAUUGUUUUUGGACCGACGUUGAUGUGGCCGCAAGAAGAGACAGGCAGUGUUGCCUUAAAUCUUGUCUACCAAAAUCAAGUUAUUGAAUUUCUUCUCCUCGAAAUGAAAAAUAUAUUUUGAAAUCACAAACAUUAUUUUUGGUGAUCUUUCCAUAUUUUAGGUAUUUUUCUCCUUUUAGUGGUGCUUUUUUCCAUUCAUCUUUUUAUCUUGGCAACAUAUGUGUAAGUGCACAGGGAUAAUUGGUAUCAAUUGUUGUAAUCAGUCUUUUUAUAAAGACUGACUAUGUUGAACUAUCAUUGAUGAUCAUAUCAUACCAAUCAAUGACCAGCCUGUCAUGAUGAUAAACAAGUACCUUUGAUGAUCAUUACAUCAAUUAAGUUAGCAUUAAUGAAAAUAUCAACUUUAGGGUUAUUUAUAGUAUUAUUGAUGAUAAAGGAUUGAAAGGUAAUUCUAUACUGGAUCAGUUAUUGUAUUGUUUUUAAAUUGCAAGUGAACAGAAUUUUUAAGCAUUAAAAAAUAUGAUGAUGUACUAUUUAGAGUUGUUUGUGCAAACACUGGGUAAGAGUUGGUUUGUUAUGGAUUCACCCCAAUCAGCUAUUCAGUUAAUAUUUAAAACAGUAAGAUUUACUUUACUAUGACUAACUGUAAAACAAAGACUAUCACUAGUACAUUUUUAUAUAAUUAGCAAAUAGAACUGUACAAGAUAAUUAUAGAUAUUGUAUGAUAUAGUAGGAGGUAUGAAAUGACAAAUAUUUUAGUGAAAUAUUUAAAAGUUUGAUUAAAUUUAAAAGUCAAUUAGACAAUCCAAUUUCAAUUAUAUAAUUAUGUAAUUAACUUUUUUAGAUGAAAUAUCAUAUUUUUGAUUAUGUUUUUUAAAAAUGAUUAAUUUUUAUGGCAUGUUAGUAUUUGAAGUGACUCAAGAGGCUAAACAAUUAGGGAAGACAGUUUAAUAUUUUGGAGGUAAAUUUUGGAACAGAUUUGCCAGAAAUAACUUGCCUCAGAAAUAGUGUUACUUAACAAAUGCUGCAUUCUUUCAAUCAAUCCAGUGGCUUGUAACAUACCUUGGUUAAAUGUGAGCGUUUUAGGAUAAGUUUUUUUAUUAUUAAUGUCUGCUGAAGGCAAAUAAACAAUGAUAAAUAAAUGUUUAAUUGCUAACACAUUAUUUUAAGACAAUUUUGAUUUGUAAUUUUUUGUAUAUUAAACAAUUAAAAUUAAAUAACAUGGUAAUUAUAGUUCGCCUCCAACUCAAGACCACUGUUGGACCUGAAAUUUGGGUGAUGUGAAGGUUGAGUAUCCACUUGAGAGGGUAAAGCUUGUGUUAAAAGAUUGACGAGUUUUAUUUUGGUCUUUGAAAUGAUGGUUUUGAAUUGGAGGGGUCUGGAUUUGGAGGGUGCACUGUAUUUCAAUAAUGCCAAUCAACAUUGUCUAUAGUUUAAUGGCAGAUAUGCUGCUGUGAUAACAAGGAUAAUACUGAAUACAUCCUUUCCACUUAUAUCAUUUACAAAUAAGUAAUUACAUUACUAAUUUAUUAUGCAAAGCUUUGAAUAGUAGACCAUUAUUUACGUAAACAUUUUAGACAUUUAUUUAUGUUUAGAAUUGUGCUUUCACUGCACAUAUGUAAAGUACCUAUUACUAAUUUUCUUCAGUUUCAUACUAAGUCUUUCAAAGUAUUAGUUCAUAGCUAUGUAAAAUACAUGUUUUGUAGACAUUGCAACUUAUUAACGUUACUGUGCAUAUUAAUCAAGAAAGAAGACAUUACUCGUGUAUUUGUAUUUGUACUUAGAUUUAAUGUAUAAAUAUCAAGAAGUUAUUUUGUAUUAAUAGCAAACUCAACUAUUUUUUUCAUUCAGUGAUUUGCAAAAGAUGCCAUUUGAAUUAAAUUGUAUAUGUUAGGUUUGAAAGGAAAAGUUAUAUAAGCUUGUAAAUGUAUAUUAUAAGUUGUAUGAUGUGGGAAUACUUGUGGAACAGUUUCAAACAAUAUUUUUCUAAUUAUUUUUACACUUUAUAUUAUAUUUGAUUAUAUUAUUAGUGUAUUGUAGGAUUUUAUUUUUUUAAUGGGUCAAUUUACUAGAUAAAUCUUUAUGAGGCAGUCAAUCCUAAAAUAAGGAAUGAUCAUGAAAUAUUUUAUAAAAAUUGUUCAAAUAUUUAUUGACAUGAAGAUAAACCCUACAGAGGGCGGUCCUCAUUUCAAUCUUCAAAACUUGUAUAAUACGUAGAUGUUUGCUCCCUAUUAAAUUCUAAAUCUAGCACUGAUCUAUAUGUUUGUAGGGAAUUAUUUUACAAAUUUCUUUUGUCAUCCACUAUGUCAUGGGGAAUUAUUUUUUUUAGACUUUGUUUAUUACCAUAUCAACAAACAUUACAUACUCUUUUUAAAUGGAAUUUUUUUGGCAUUUAAAGAAAACUAUUUUCUUUCAUAACCUUAUUUUUAUUAUAUACCUAAAAUCUAUAUUUAUAAACAUAACUAAUGGUGGUUGUAACUGUCAAUUAAUCCAACCUUUGGACUAGAAAAUGACUAGUGGACUUACACACAGCCAAAUCUGGUACUGUAAUUGUAUGAUAUAGAAUAUUAAGGCUAACAAUGAUCAGUUUUAGGGGAUACUCGGGUCAUUGUUAAACAUUAUACUAUAUUUCGUAAAUGAACCAGUAAUACAAAUAAUAAUAAUUCCUUUAGUCCAAUUGAGUAGUUGUACCAAAAACAUUAAUAAUUAUGCAACUUUGAUUUAGUACGAAAGCAGAUGGUAGGAUGUGCGUUAAAAGACGUUCACAGAUGCUUGCAAGUGUGUUAAUAAGUGAUUGAACGGGUGGCUGUAUCUGGGUUUGCGUGAAUGAGUCUGACAAUUUCCAAUACCAGCAGAUUGAGGAAAUCUCAUAGAAAAAAACUGGGCAAUUUAGUUAAUUUUAACAGGGGUUUGCAUACAAAUGGGUAGCAGGGCCAAAGUGAAUUUUCAAUUAAAAACUGUGGGCCACACCCAAACAUUUCCUAAAAAACUUGACUGCUUUUACACCGCUUUAUACCUACUUUAUGUUAACAGAUAAUCAAUAAAUAGUUUAGAGAUGUGAUGCAGGCAUAAUAGGUGGUCAAUAGUUCACAGAAUAUUUAUGCAGGUAAAAGUGUUUAUAACAUCAUUGGAUUUUACGAUUGACUCGAAGAAUCUUUGCUGCAUAAACAAAAUAAUGUUGAGUGUCUGAAUACAAUUAGUGUGUGAACAAGAUACUAGGUUCAACAAUAAUUAAAUUUACACCUUUAAAAAAAUCAAUAAUUAAAUUGCAAAUAGAAAAUAUUACAUAUUUUUGUAUUUAUCAUCUUUCUGUAAUGGUUUUUAUUUGGUGAAGUCUGUCUGUAUAAAUACAUGCUCCGAAUUGCGAAUACUUUAUGGUUGAAUGUUUGAAAGCUUAUGAUUUUCAGUUUUGGGUCAUUGACACCUUAUAGAGCAUUUUUUAGUUUUUCUGAAUAAAGAUAUAACAGCAAUACAAA
Molecule: messenger RNA, 5748 nt
Organism: Anneissia japonica
Lineage: Eukaryota; Metazoa; Echinodermata; Crinoidea; Comatulida; Comatulidae
Product: rho GTPase-activating protein 15-like
Biological process (GO): regulation of GTPase activity; signal transduction
Cellular component (GO): cytoplasm
Molecular function (GO): protein binding
Source: RefSeq, a predicted model, not a curated record